Molecule: messenger RNA, 2028 nt
Organism: [Candida] anglica
Lineage: Eukaryota; Fungi; Ascomycota; Pichiomycetes; Serinales; Debaryomycetaceae
Source: the annotation of a GenBank genome assembly
AUGACAAUGAAACCAUCAAAUCCUAACUUGUUUGCAUCUUCUACUACGUACAAUAAUGAUAACUAUGAUCAUUUCCCCACUGUGGAAGAGAUUGUAGCAGAGCUUAAAUUGUUAAGGGCUUUCUCUGAGUUGAAAUCUAAAGUUGUUGGGAGUCCGGAAUGUGUAGGUCCAGAUGGUAGAAUGAUUGGCUUUUCAAUUGAACAAUUGAAAGCAUGGCAAGUUUAUCUCACCAAUGCUUCGAGAAGAUUCAUAAUAUAUGUGUCGGCAUUGAAGGCCAGGUUCAAGAAGCUGGAUCAAAGCUCUCCCAAGGGAAUAUUUCAAGAAUUCUUUAAUGUGAAUCCAUUUGAGAAUGGUAUAGACAAUUUCCGUAUGGACAUUAUCAAAAACGAAAAAGAGAUGAAAUUAGCAUCGAAACAAUUGCAAAAGCAAAUGGCCCAAAAUCCUGGGGACUUCUCGAAGAUUGAAAUUCCUUCAAUUGUUUCUGAGAUAUUUCCUGGUUUCAAAGUUAUGUCUCCCCAGAAUUCUGGGUCAUUUGCACCUAUUUGUUACAGUAAUCUGGAACUUAGUCGAUACAUAUAUUCCCACCUUCCUCCCUUGGACGUUCUUUUCAUUUGGCAUUGCUUCAUGUUAAGUCACCCUCAAUCUAAAUGUGUAGAACAAUUCCGAGAAUUCUUCAUGUGUUCAUUCCCGUUAUAUCAAGUUACCCAAGCAAUUGAUAACUCGUCAUUCAACUACUGCCCUUCAAAUAUAGUUGCGACAACUGAUGAGUUCCAUAGAUUAACCCGUAAUUUUGGAAAUGAAAUUGAUUAUGAAGUUCUCAAAGUGGAUAUGAAUAUGAAGGUCCCAAUCACAUGUCCCGUAUGCAAUAAAACAUUAAUUCAAGAGGUGGAAUUUACCAACUCUAGAGAUAGAGGAUUUGCUGAUCUGGGCUUUGUUGCGGUGGCCAAUCCUAAUGAUGCAAUUCUGAAACUUCCGAGAUGUACAUGCUUGAGAUCAGCACUUAAAGUUACACAUGAAGAGCUCACCAAAUUAAGAAUUCCUGGCAAUAUAUUAACUACCGCUCAAGAAAUGAAAGGAUGGAAUUAUCAGAUGUUUGGUAAGGAAGUUGGUGAUGAAAUGGCCAAUCGCAUUCAAAAUGCUGUUGAGGACUCGAUGCAAUAUCAACAAGAACGUGGACACCGUCCUAGUAGACCCCGCUCUAAAACUCGAAACUUAAUAUACUUGACAAUCCCAAGAAUGUUUGAUAAUCAAGACAUCAUUGCUAUUGAUGAAGAUCUUGUUAAUUGUGCAAUUUUUCAAGAACGAUUUUCAAUUGAGAUAAAUUCAUUACAAUGGCUCAAAAGUAAUGCCCUUGAGAGUACUAUCGAGGCAAGUUCUCGAAGAUAUUAUAAUUUCUUCCAGCUUAUGCGUGAUACAUACCUUACGACAUAUCAUGUACCCCCAAUUGACAUCAAUCUUGUUUGGAAUGUCCAUAGACUUUGUCCGAUUGCAUAUCGAAACUAUCAACGAUUUCCUGAACAUGUUAAAACAAUUUUAUGCCCUACAAUCCCCAUUGGAGAUCUGAAAUUAAGUGCAUGUUUUGAAAAUACUUGUUCACUUUAUAGGAAAAGAUUUAAUGAAGAAUUACUGAAUUGUUUAUGUUGGUUCUGUUCUAUUGCACGUCGAAACUCACGGCCAAAAAUUUCAAAAAUGUUCAGUGGAAGUGAUGAAAUACCUGGGAGUAAUUUUCUUUCGAACGUUGUUUGCCGACAUACAGGGGUAAACCCAUCACAUAUUCUGGGGUUUAAUUCCAUUACAAUUGAAGGAGUUAAAGCCAAUGAAGUAAAUAGUAAAGUGAAAAAAAGGUAUGGCCUUGAAAAUCUGGAACGUCCCUAUCCUUGGUAUACUGGAUGUUCAGAAAUGGAAGCAUUGGUAAAAUACUCAUAUGUUUUUGUAAAUGAUCCCACUAAGGAUAUUGCUUUUUUUUGUCCUUGGUAUACGGGAACUAAACCACAUCCUAGCGAGUAUAGAUGGUUCAUAAAAUAUUAG